Molecule: messenger RNA, 1460 nt
Organism: Babjeviella inositovora NRRL Y-12698
Lineage: Eukaryota; Fungi; Ascomycota; Pichiomycetes; Serinales
Product: CAP domain-containing protein
Exons: 1
Coding region: 141-1307 (388 amino acids)
Cellular component (GO): extracellular region
Source: RefSeq, a predicted model, not a curated record
CAAUUAUAAAACAAAUCAGUAGGCAAGCGCGUCAUAAGCAUACCAAGAAGGAACGCUAUAAAAGCAUUGAUAUCCCACUUCCUACGCUAUAAGUGUUUCCUCGCAUUGCGCCAUCACCUUCCUUUACCAACCCACACACAAUGAAAAUCUCAUCAGCGAUCCUCACCGCUAUCUUAGCCAACACGGCCCUUGGCGCAACUGUCUUUCAAACCGUCUAUGUAACACAUACAGCUCCUAUGGUUACCCAUGUCGUAACUGUUGGCGAAAACCAACCUACCAUUGAGGCUACUCAUGUCGUGACCGUUAAUGCGGAACAGUCAACUUUUGAGGAUACCAUAGUCUCCAAGCCUGUCCCGGUGCCAACCACCUUGACUACCUUGUACAGAACCCCAACUACUACCUAUGCUAAGGUUGCUAGUACUGGACUUGUCAUCCCGAAAGAGAAUGCAGAACUUUGGGCCCUUCUAAUUGCUAAUUUUUACAAAUUUUUUGGUCCUCAUACCACAGCUGCCAUUUCUUCAACUUCGGUUCAAGCUAUCGCUGAUAUUUCCACCUCCACCCAAACAACUAUUUCAAUACCCAUUCAAGCACCUAUAGAAGAUACUUCAACGGUUAUCCCUGAGACGACCACUAUUUUGAACUUCGAAGAAGUAACUCCUCAGGGGAGUUCCUCUGACUCUUCUACGACCACCUCCUCCGCGGCUGCCUCUACUAAUGCUACCCCUACUCAAGCUGAUACCCCGGGGUCACUGAUUAUCUCAACCUCUACCCACGGAAAAGCACCAACAGCAACGGCGCCUAGCUCCCCCCAAACCACCACCUCUACCAUUGCCACCCCAGCGACGUCCAGUACCUCUGUCAGUGAGACUAGCGGUACUGCGUCUGCGGAUUCGGAUGACUUUGCUGCAGUCAUCUUGAAGGCUCAUAACGAGAAGCGUGCCUUGCACGGGGUGCCUGCCCUUACCUGGGACAACACUUUAGCUGACUACGCCAAGAACUAUGCUGACUCCACUUACAAGUGUAACGGUGAUUUGAAGCACAGUGGGGGGAAGUACGGUGAAAACUUAUCUGCUGGCUACUCUACCACUGGAGCUGUAGAUGCUUGGUAUGAUGAGGGGGCCAAUUACAACUAUAACUCUGAAGAUGACUACGACCAUUUCACCCAGCUUAUCUGGAAGAGCACUACCAAGCUUGGAUGUGCCUAUAUCGAUUGUGGGGGGGCCUGGGGUAGAUACAUCAUCUGCGAGUACGAUCCGCACGGUAACGUGUUCUCCCAGUUUCAGGCUAACGUUUUACCCCCUAUCUAAAGUGGGGAUAACGUAAUAGUUCCGGUUCCUUGCAUGUGUAUUGCCACUGUAUAAGCCUUGUAUGGCUCAUUGAAACAAAAUAUUUCACCUCAUACCCGAUCGCCGGUAAUAUGCGAGAGUAUGUAAGUCUAGAUAUGAAUGCAGUACGGUGAG